CGUGUGGGGCGGGCAGCCAGGGCUUGCGGCUGCGCAGGGCCAGAGAAAGCUUCUGGUUCCUUCCCGGCCCCGCUGCGAUUUCCAUUAAUAGCCAGCUGCUCCUGCCGGCUAAAAAUAACCAUCGGGACGCGUUCAUAAGGCCCUACAGCCGCUCCACACCACCGCCCUGCACACCAUGGCUGAGCGCCGCGUGCCCUUCACCUUCCUCAGCAGCCCCAGCUGGGAGCCUUUCCGCGACUGGUACCAUGGCAGCCGCCUCUUCGACCAGUCCUUCGGGAUGCCGCACAUCCCUGAGGAUUGGUACAAGUGGCCCAGCGGCAGCGCCUGGCCAGGUUACUUCCGUCUGCUGCCCAGCGAGAGCGCCUUGCUGCCCGCCCCUGGGUCGCCCUACAGCCGCGCGCUGAGCCGGCAGCUGAGCAGCGGCAUCUCUGAGAUCCGGCAGAGCGCAGACAGCUGGAAGGUCACCCUGGAUGUCAACCACUUUGCUCCCGAAGAGCUGGUGGUGAAGACCAAGGAUAACAUCGUGGAGAUCACCGGCAAGCAUGAGGAGAAACAGGACGAGCACGGCUUCAUCUCCAGGUGCUUCACCCGCAAAUACACCCUCCCCCCCGGUGUGGAAGCCACAGCCGUGCGCUCCUCUCUGUCCCCCGAUGGGAUGCUGACAGUGGAAGCCCCGCUGCCCAAACCGGCCAUCCAGUCAUCUGAGAUCACCAUCCCUGUCACCGUUGAGGCCAAGAAGGAAGAACCAGCCAAGAAGUAGGAAGAGGCCCGGCUGCUGUCCCUGCCACGCACCCCACACGCCUGCCCCCAACUCCUGCCCCCCUUUGUAUUUUUUAUUUGUACUCACCCAUCACCCCAGUGCCUUGAAUAAACAUGGAGGAAAAGAAAAAAAUGAUGGGAAUAAAAGUGAUGGAAGAAUCCUG
Molecule: messenger RNA, 923 nt
Organism: Lagopus muta (rock ptarmigan)
Lineage: Eukaryota; Metazoa; Chordata; Aves; Galliformes; Phasianidae
Gene: HSPB1
Product: heat shock protein family B (small) member 1
Exons: 3
Coding region: 176-760 (194 amino acids)
Biological process (GO): protein refolding; response to heat
Molecular function (GO): protein folding chaperone
Source: RefSeq, a predicted model, not a curated record